Jaculus jaculus (lesser Egyptian jerboa) is the source of this 825-nucleotide messenger RNA. RefSeq names its product 28S ribosomal protein S7, mitochondrial-like. Gene Ontology annotation, biological process: ribosomal small subunit assembly; translation. Gene Ontology annotation, molecular function: structural constituent of ribosome; mRNA binding; rRNA binding. Bases 1 to 729 code for a protein of 242 amino acids. Gene Ontology annotation, cellular component: ribosome. The record is from RefSeq and is a predicted model, not a curated record. NCBI's taxonomy places the organism in Eukaryota, Metazoa, Chordata, Mammalia, Rodentia, Dipodidae. The transcript has a single exon.
AUGGCUGCGCGCACAGUGUGGGCUGCGGGGCGCUGCUCGGAGCAGGCCGGGGCCGUGAACCGUGCGGUCCGGAGGCUUCCGGGGCUCACCCAGGUGAGGUGGAGCCGCUAUGGUCCUGAGUUCAGGGAUCCGUUGACUGACAAAGGACAUUGCCGCAAGCCUGCAGCGGAGCUCACUGAAGAGGAGAAAUAUGAUCAGGAUCUCGGGAAAACCCAGCUCAUCAAAGCCGCGCCAGCGGCACAAACGUGCUCUGCAUUUGCAGAUCCAGUGAUCAGUAAAUCCACCAACAUGAUGAUGAAAGGAGGAAGCAAAGUACUGGCCAGAUCUCUCAUGGCUCAGACCCUGGAAGCUGUGGAAAGGAAACAGUUUGAGAAGUACCAUGCUGCUUCUGCAGAGGAACAAGCAACCAUUGAACGCAACCCCUACACCAUCUUCCACCAGGCACUGAAAAACUGCGAGCCUGUGAUUGGGCUGGUACCCAUCCUCAAAGGUGGCCAUUUCUACCAGGUCCCUGUGCCCUUAUCUGACCGACGUCGUCGCUUCCUAGCCAUGAAGUGGAUGAUCAAGGACUGCCGAGAGAACAAGCCUCGGCGGACACUGAUGCCAGAGAAGCUGUCAUAUGAGCUGCUGGAGGCUUUUGCAAACAAGGGCCCUGUGAUCAAGAGGAAGCACGAUAUGCACAAGAUGGCAGAGGCCAACCGUGCCCUGGCCCACUACCGCUGGUGGUAGCAGGAGUGGAGAGGUUCUGAGGAGCUGGGCGUGCUCUGUCGUGGCACACCACUUGAGCUGCUGCCCCACGGAGAAGCGCCUGUAAGUCGAGGAGGA